UAAUGGAUAUAGAAGCUGUAUUUAUUUAAAAUUACUUCAGCGCAGUCGCAGCUCAUGUAUUUAUAGAUUGUAAAAUACACACUGUCUAAAUACACAGCACAUACUCUUGUCUUUACACAACAUAGGAUAAGAUUAAUUUAAUAAUUGCAUCUUUUCUUCAUGUUGCAUAGUUGCCGAAAUUCUAAACACCUUUACAAUGUGCCGCUAAGCAACAUGUCUUAAAUAAAGCAACAUGCCUUAAAUUAAUUACACAUGCCCACUUGCAACUCCUCUUUACAAUAUUUGAAACAUGUAUUGCAUGUAACAUGGCUUAAUUGCAACACUCUUUACAGCAAUACACGUUACGUGUCCCUUUUAAUAUGUCGUAUCCCUAUGCGUCUCAUUUGUCACGUUAUGUACAUCAUAUGACAUUGAUUUCAUUCCAAAAUUGUCACUUAGUAUCUGUCAUUAUUUUUUAUUGUCUUGGAGCACAUCUCUCUACAGCUGGAAAAAUUGAUAAGCGAUAUACGUAAUGUCGGACUCGUGCAUUCGUUGGGGUGUUCUCGGAGCCAGCAAUAUCGCCGGAGAUUUUAUUUUGGCUAUGAAUACUUUACCCAAAGAUGAGCAUAAGGUGAUUGCUGUUGGCUCGAGCUCGGAAGAAAGGGCCAAGGUGUUUGCGGAGAAAAACGGUAUACAUAAAUGGUAUGGUUGCCACGAACUUCUUGUUCAGGAUCCUGAAGUCCAGAUUGUUUAUAUUGCUGGUACUACGAAUACUCACGCAAAAUUCUGUAAACUUGCUUUGAAUAAUGGAAAGCACGUCUUGUGUGAGAAAGCCUUUGCCUUGAAUUUCAAAGAAGCAAAAGAAGUUCUGGAUUUAGCGAAUAAAAAAGGGCUUUUCAUUAUGGAGGCAAUGUGGACAAGGUUUUUACCAGCAACUUUGUAUCUUGAGAAGAUAUUGGAAGAAAAGAAAAUUGGCGAGGUUUCAAUUGCUCUAGCAACUUUUGGAGCUGUCAUGGAAACUAAACAACGAAUUUAUGACAAAGCUUUGGGUGGCUCAGUUUUGCUCGAUAUUGGUAUAUACACAUUGACUUUUGCUGACAUCGUGUUUCGCGGGGAAAGACCAGUGAAGAUUGUUGCAAGUGGACAUUUGUUUGAUAGUGGUGUAGAUCAUAGUGUUAGUGUGACAUUGAUGUUUAGUGGAAAACGUAUGGCUCAAUUGCUUUUUACUGCUGGUGUUGCCCUUCAGAAUAAGGCAUCAGUUUUUGGAACAAAAGGAUCAAUAAGCUUAGAGGCACCUUUCCAUGCUGCAACCAUGGUUACAACUGCUGAUACCAUCGAGUUUCCAUUGCCAGAUUUGGAAUGGCCUUCAAAGUGCAUUAAUUCUGCUGGAUUAAGGUAUGAAAUAGAUGCAGUCCGACAAAGUAUUUUGAGUGGGGAACUGGAAAACAAAGUGAUGCCACAUUCCACAACUUUGCGUAUUAUGGAGUAUGUUGAUGAGAUUGCCUUGCAACUUGGUAUGAAACUCUAACUUCGAGAUAAAAAGCCAACUGUUCCAGCCUUCAUCAAAGAAGAUUUUGAAAAUUUCCAUGUUAAAAAUUUCUGCGAUGUAAAUUAAUCAUUCAGAAUCCUGUCGUGACUUCACAAUUCUUUAGAAUGAAAUCAAACAAAUCUGAUGUUGAUUCUUGAUGCCUCUACACUCUACAGAAAAAGCUUUGUCCUCCUUUAUCAAUUAACAUGUAAUUUUUUUGUGCUUUUCAAAGCAUACAACAGAAACAUUGUGAUGUGGUAAAGUUUGGGUGAGUGUGUGGUUUUUACAAACUUAUAUUCAAAUGAGAAUCAAAUCGUAAAGACCUUAAA
This is a messenger RNA of Xenia sp. Carnegie-2017, 1836 nucleotides long. Its product is annotated as trans-1,2-dihydrobenzene-1,2-diol dehydrogenase-like. Bases 512 to 1507 code for a protein of 331 amino acids. Gene Ontology annotation, molecular function: nucleotide binding. The transcript is spliced from 4 exons. NCBI's taxonomy places the organism in Eukaryota, Metazoa, Cnidaria, Anthozoa, Malacalcyonacea, Xeniidae. The record is from RefSeq and is a predicted model, not a curated record.